This is a messenger RNA of Quercus lobata, 417 nucleotides long. RefSeq lists its product as uncharacterized. The record is from RefSeq and is a predicted model, not a curated record. NCBI's taxonomy places the organism in Eukaryota, Viridiplantae, Streptophyta, Magnoliopsida, Fagales, Fagaceae. The transcript has 4 exons. Bases 1 to 417 code for a protein of 138 amino acids.
AUGGAGGCUGCCUUGGCCUUGGCUGCUACUUGCCCGUCCUUGCCCUUGGCUGUUCCUGAUAGGCCUUGGCUAGACAUUAGCAUGGAUUUUGUGGAAGGUUUGCCUAGCAUGUAUUCAAGUUACAUGGUUGUGCAGAAGGUGGGAAAGGUUUCUUAUAAACUUGAUCUACCUGUGGGGUCACAAAUCCAUCUUGUGUAUCAUGUUUCAAAUCUCAAGGCUAAAUUGGGUGCUCAUGUGGUUCCUAGACUUGCCUUGUCUAUUAUGACUGCAGAUCAUAUUCUUGCCCUUGAGCCUGUGGCUAUUUUGGACUCUAGAACUCAUCAGUUAAGGAGCAGACUCAUCACUCAGGUGCUGGUGCAGUGGCAAGGUGAGAGUAAGGAUGAUGCUACCUGGGAGAGUUUAUUUGAAUUGCAAUAG